UCCAGUGUGAAAUCGCUAAAUCACGCGCGAUAUCACCAUGCUGCAGUAGCGCUGAGCGAGCGGGAGUUCUAACCAGGAAUUCUUGAUUGCGGCCCUCUCCCGUUCCCGGUGAAGCUGCGCGCGCGCAAGACCAUGAGGCCGAGCCAGAGUCGCCACCGGCUCUUGCUCGCUUUUUUGUCCGUGCUACUGCUCACUGCCCCAGCCAUCGCCGACAGCACGUUGACGCAACAGAGGGCCAUCGGCGGGGGCCAGAGGCUGGCCUCGCCCGGUGGCGCCUUCCAGCUGGGCCUCUUCUCCGUCGCCAACAACACAAGGUGGUUUCUCGGCAUAUGGUUCACCACCUCCCCGGACGCCGUCGUCUGGGUCGCCAACCGCGAUCGCCCCCUCGACGCCUCGUCCUCCGGCGUAGUCGCGCUCAGCGGCCGAGGGGCCCUCGUGCUCCUCGACGCCGCCAGCAAUAACGAAACCAUCUGGUCGUCCAACUCCUCGGCCGCGGUGGUGGUGCGGCUCCAAGACGACGGCAACCUGGUGCUCACGGACGCGGCCGGCGCCGUCCAGUGGCAAAGCUUCGACCACCCGACCAACACGUUCCUCUCCGGGUCGCGGGCCGGGCAGGACCUCCGGACGGGCGCCGUGUGGUCCGCCUCGUCGUGGCGCAGCACCGACGACCCGUCGGCCGGCGACUUCCGUUACGUGAUGGACACCCGGGGCUCGCCGGAGCUGCACGUGUGGAGGAAAGGGCGCAAGACGUACCGGACGGGCCCGUGGAACGGGGUGCGGUUCAGCGGCUGCCUGGGCAUGACCACCUUCGAGGGCCUGGUGGAGUCCCAGUUCACCCAUACCGCCGACGAGGUCUCGUAUGUGUACCGCGACCGCGUCGGCUCACCGGUGUCCCGCAUGGUCCUGACCGAGUCCGGCGCGAUUCAGCGCAUGGUCUGGGACAACGCGGCGCUUGUGUGGAGGGUCUUCUGGUCGGGGCCGAGGGACCAGUGCGACGUCUACGGUGCGUGCGGCCCGUUCGGCGUGUGCAACGCGAUCGGCGCCGUGGUGUGCGGCUGCAUCAGGGGGUUCAUCCCGAGUUCGCCGGCGGAGUGGCGCAUGCGGAACGCGUCCGGCGGGUGCGCCCGCAGCACGGCGCUGCAGUGCGGGGGCGGCGACGGGUUCUACACCCUGCGUGGAGUGAAGCUGCCGGAGACGCACGGCUGCAGCGUGGACGCUGGCGGCUCGCUCGCGGAGUGCGGCCGGAGGUGCCUGUCCAACUGCUCGUGCACGGCGUACGCCGCGUCGGACAUCCGUGGCGGCGGGACCGGGUGCAUACAGUGGUUCGGCGAGCUCAUGGACACGCGCUUCGUCGACGACGGCCAGGAUCUAUUCGUCAGGCUGGCAAUGUCUGACCUUCAUCUAGAGACAACCAAGACCAGCAAGCUCGUCGUGAUCAUCGCCGCGGUGAUAACAUCAUUUGCAUUGCUUCUACUAUCGCUUGGCCUCGUGAUCUGGAGAAAGAUCCGGCAGCGCAGUAAGCAAGGAAAUAGUGUGCAAGGUCUGAAGGAGUUCAAGAACGAGGUGGACCUGAUCGCCAAGCUGCAGCACCGCAACCUCGUACGCCUGCUCGGUUACUGCAUCCACUGCUCUGAGAGGAUACUGGUCUAUGAGUACAUGAGCAACAAGAGCUUGGACACCUUCAUUUUUGAUCCGAGGAGACGCGCCACCUUGAGCUGGAAGACUAGGAUGGACAUCAUCUUCGGCAUUGCCAGAGGGCUUCUCUACCUUCACCAGGACUCGAGGCACACGAUGAUCCACCGAGAUCUCAAGGCGGCCAACGUUCUCCUCGACCGGGAGAUGGUGGCCAAGAUAUCGGAUUUCGGAAUCGCCAAGCUGUUCAGCAGCAUCGGCGACCAUCAGGUCACGGAAAGGAUUAUUGGGACAUAUGGUUACAUGUCACCCGAGUAUGCGAUGGAUGGCAUGGUAUCGUUCAUGCAGGACGUGUACAGCUUCGGUGUGCUGUUGCUGGAGAUCAUUAGUGGCAGGAGGAACCAACGAAGUUUCAACCUCAUUGCUCAUACAUGGGGGCUAUUUGAAGAAAACAAGAGCCUCGAGCUCCUUGACCCCGCCGAGCGGGACAGCUGUUGCCCUACGGAGCUAGAGCAGGCCGCGACAUGCAUCCAGGUAGGGCUACUGUGCGUUCAAGAGAGCCCGAGCCAACGACCACAAAUGGCUUCCGUAAUACCCAUGUUGUCGCACCAACAGGUGCCGGGACGGCCGCUUCGGCCGGUGGUCUGCAUGCCUGUGAGCUCUCUGGGGGAUCUUCUGGACGUGCAGGAGGACACGUCCGGCAAUGCCGAGCUGACCAUCACAAACCUUGAAGGGCGGUAGGAUGGCUCUAGGGCAAGCUAGAACCAAAG
Triticum aestivum (bread wheat) is the source of this 2402-nucleotide messenger RNA. RefSeq names its product receptor-like serine/threonine-protein kinase SD1-8. The record is from RefSeq and is a predicted model, not a curated record. NCBI's taxonomy places the organism in Eukaryota, Viridiplantae, Streptophyta, Magnoliopsida, Poales, Poaceae. Bases 133 to 2373 code for a protein of 746 amino acids. Gene Ontology annotation, molecular function: ATP binding; protein serine/threonine kinase activity. Gene Ontology annotation, biological process: protein phosphorylation; recognition of pollen. The transcript is spliced from 6 exons.